CUGUGUUUCUGGUCGGUGUUAUCAAUGAAGCAGACAUACAGACUACUCUACACAGCCUAUCAAUUACAACAUUGCAGUCAAUUUCCAUAGAAAGACCAAAAAGCCAAAAAAGUCAGCUAAAGUCACUAAUAAGCUAAUACUGUUCCAAAAAUUGCCUGACUUUAGGCGUAUUGUCUUAUAGAUUGCAUACUUUACGGCAAAAUUCCACACAGUGCGCUUACAAUUACUAAGCUUGUUAUAACUUUCCAUUCAACUUUCUAAUCCUUUCCCCAGCAUUGGUAAAGGUUCUUCCAUGUUUCAAAGAAGUGCUACCCAACCCAAAAACCCAGCAGCUUCUUUGCAUAGAAAAUCCUUUCAUGUCACCUAGCCAAAAGCCAAUGCCACUUUCGGUACGACCUUAUUGUAAAUGAACCCUGGGUUACUCUCACACACACCCCCCGGGGGACCGUCAAAUUCUCCUCACAUCGCAAUAUCAUCUUCCAGCAACCAGUUAGCCAUUCCUGUGCUUGUGAGGAGGACAGUUUUUCUUUCUUUUUUUCCGGGUUCGUUUUGUUUGAAGCAAUCGGACGUAGUACACUCAUAAAACUGUCACCGGAAGCAACUGUCGGCCGGUUCACGGAGUUCAAGGUGCGGACAAAAACUUUCGUAAAAUUAAUUCCAUUCAAGGGCAGAACAAAGCGGAACAAGUGAGACAAACAAAAUAGCACAAAAAGGAAGAGAAAAAAAACAGGAAAGAGGAAAGACUUCAAACCGGAGCGACCGGAGCGACGGUUAGUCGUCAUGAAAGCGGGACAAGUGCGUGCAAACUUGCAGGCGGUUAAUUUUACUAGCGCGUGCGACUGGAACCGGGGGAAUGGGUUUUACGACUUUUCGAAGGCAACGGUGAUGCUGUGUACAUGCCAUUUUUUUUUUUUUCAUUAUAUCCUAAGCAUCUGGCAGGCGGCCUGGUUCUGUCAAAGUGCUUGGGCAGAUUGCAUUCCACACCGUAUGGAACGCUAGGGGUUAGUGUGAAAGUUUGCUUCUAAACAGUGCCCUUUCCAGUUUUUGGCCACAUACAGGCACACACACACACACACACAAGUUGCUCGCCUGCUUUGGGACACAGUUUCCGGGCGGAUGGCCAAAAUUGUUCCCACCAGACUGGUUUUGUCUCGCGCUUAUAUACAUGUGUCAGUGCAAGAGUUUAACCUAAUUAUUCUGCACCAUUCCAUGGCAUGGUUUAGGAGAGAGGUAUAAUUUACCCCUCCGAGAGGUCCGAGAGGUUGUAGUGCAGAAGGAGAACUUUCCCCUUGCACUGAUGGUCCUAUAUUACCCGCAGGGGGAUGGAUAUCUUUCAACGAUCCGGAAAACCGCCGGUUGAAAAUACGCUCUAGAAAAUGGGAGAAAAAUUAAAAUAAAGUACCAACAUUCCACACAACCAAUUAAAAAGAAACAACAAACUUCUAGCCCACCCACUUGCGUCGUCCCUUUCAACGAUCCCUUUGGGGUGGACGUGGACUGAUUGAUAAUUAAUGUUUAUACAAAGCGGAAUGUUUUCGAUGACGGAAACGGGGGAAAAGCGGACGAUAGCGAAAGGGAUACGAAAUGGAGGAAGAGAGGGGUCAACAAACGUCCUUCAAAUAAUCCUCUUUGGGAGGUGUUUUUUUUUUUGUUUCUUGCUGCAAUCAUUCUAAUACAUACUGAUGCCAAACUGGAGCCAAAAAGUCAAAUGCGGAUGACAAGCAGAACCCAGUCCCCCUUCCCUUUUCCCCCCUCCCUUUGGUGGCAAAUUUUAUAGUACACAAAUGUACGCUGACUCAUACAGAACAGCAGAACUGCAAUACCCCGAUUUGAACAGAAUAAAACACUGGAAAAUCCACUCGAAGAAUGCAGCCACACGGACACACGGCCAUUGGUACUUCCGGCUGGAUCAUGUAUGCAUAUUUGCUGGCGGAUAUAACGCUUACACACCCCACACCCCACACAAACGGGCAAACGGGUCAACCCCCGUGUGGCCUAGUUUUAUGUGGCAAUCGGCACAUGCACAUUGCAUACAGAACGGGCGGAGGGGGAAUCGUUGCCGCUUAAGUACACAGUACGUCGGGUUUUAUAGGAACCAUUGGGAUGGUAUCACUGUCAAUUUAGGGAAAAUCGUUUGCCAACUGUUUCUUCAACCCGGCACAAGAAAUCGCUAUCUCUUUGUACAAAAAUGUACUACCGAAAAGAAGAAAAGAAAAAGCAACAAGGCAAUGAAAUCCUGUCACUAAUAGACCCGCAGUGCAGCAGUACCAUGCAGCCAGAUUAGGAAAAAAAGCAGUGAUUCCCAUCGGUCAACUGUGCCGUGUAAGAUGCGAUAGAGCACAUCGAAAGAAAGAAAGAAAAAAAAGACAAGUCAAAUGUUAAUCAACCGUUAACAGUGUGCGCUUCCGCUUGGCCCUUGACUUGUUGCGGAGUUCGGUACAGCAAUUCGUAGUUCCCGUAGUGCCUACAUCCCUGUAGGACCGGAUGCUAAUGGAGUAUGUAAUGUUCGGCUCUCCCUUCGGUUCAUUGCCACCUCGUUCGGCUCGUUAUCGUUUAGCUGGUUGAUGAUUUUUUUAUUCAAACGGGUUAUCGAUAACACCUCCCACCUCCUUCCGUAAGAAAGGGGUAGAAGAGAAGGCAAUGAAGAGAAGAAAAAAAAUCCCUUCCCAGUUUCCGAUGACGAUGAUGAUGAUGAUGAUGGGAAGACGAACAAGAAGAUCAUCUUGGCAGCCCCCAUAAGCCGACCGAGAUAACUGUUUGGAUAGAUGAAAUGAGGUUAUGAAAUAUGCAAAGCAUCAUCAUUCCGAUGCAGUGGGAUGUGGGAACAGUGUGCACGUCACACAGCAACUCCGGCAAAGUUUCCGGCAGUUUCCGUGUCUUUUUUCCUGUUGUUGCUGUUGUUGACAUUAGUGGCAGAUAAAGGUGGGACAGCUCGAUAUUGAAAUCCGUUUCCUUUUUUCCUAACCAUCGUGUCAGGUAUAUCACAAAAAAAAACCCACUGGGAAAAGGAUAUUCAUUGGGAAAUCCCAUCAUCCUCAUCAUCAUUCUGUUGCCAAUGCUUUUGUGAAUAGCGCAUCUUUAAAGGAAACAAAACCAAAAGAAAAAAAAAUAGCGAAUAUGUCUUCCGGUUAAGGACCCAUUCAUGGGUGUGUAAUGCAAAACGCAGAUGUAAACAUUGACCCAGGAAUAGAAUGCAUCUUUUCAAACGCCUCAAAAUCAAAAGCGUUGCAAGCGCAAACAUGUGACGUUCUGAUGGGAUACGUGAGUGUGUGUGUGUUUGUGUCCUUUUUUUGUCUCCUCAGGAUUUUUAAUACACAAACAUUAAUUACUAUAAACCCACCACUGCACUGUACAGUGGUUGGACUUUGACAUUUUGCUGGUAGCAGCCGGUUGGCCAGCUCUAUAAAAUGGGAACAUCCGGAACCGAACAGGCGUAGUUGUGCGUCGAUGUUUCGCGUGAACGGAAGUACUUGUCCACGUUUUUGGGAAUGUAUCCGCCGUGAAGCGUGUGAAGUGAUCGGACAGAGUAACUUUGGUGUGUCCGAUCGGUCCAAGUGACAUGGCUGGAUGGUUCUGAACGUGUCAGUAGCAGCAGGUGCAGCUUGGACCGCACGGCCAACGACCUGUCGGAGGGCCACGGCAAUGGUCUGCACCGUGGCCACCGUCGGUUGGGAUAGUUCAAGCAGCAACGCAGAGCCCGCUUCCGAAGCAUGCUAGUACCGCAUCCGCUUCCGACUACGGUCCAACAACGAUCGCGUUGCCAAUGAAGGCACUCGGGAGACGCGCGGACGGACGGCAACACGAUCGGCAACUGACGGUAGUCUUCCUGCUUCUAACGCUAUGGCUUUCCGGUACGAGCAGAAUGGUACCGUCUGGGGUCGUGGGGACCGGUACGGUGCCCGCUGGCUCACUCAACAACAUCACCUAUAGCAACAGCUUGGUCAAGACGAAGUAUGGACCACUGCGCGGUAUCGUCUUCCGGACGGUUCCGGUGGUCGUCGAGGGCUUCCUGGGUGUACCGUAUGCGUCACCUCCAAUCGGCAGUCUGAGGUAUAUGCCUCCGGUUACGCCAUCUACCUGGAAAUCUCCCCGCUUGGUCGACCGGUUUGCCCCAGUUUGCCCACAAAAGUUACCCAAGCUAGACGGUACCGAUGCGGGUGUACUGGGAGAUCUUCCAAUCGAUCGACUAAAGCAACUCCGACGGUUAGUACCGACACUGGUCAACCAGUCGGAGGACUGUCUGUAUCUGAAUCUGUACGUGCCACACGCAGAUGAUACCGCUCAUCGGCCGGAUCACCUCAAACCAUCAAUUGUAUAUAUCCAUGGCGAGUCCUACGAGUGGAACUCUGGGAACCAUUACGAUGGUUCGACGCUUGCAAUGAACGGGAAUGUUAUCGUAGUUACAAUAAAUUUUAGGCUAGGAGUUUUAGGUUUUUUGAAAACUGGUGCUAAGGGAAGUGCUCAAGGCAACUUCGGGCUGAUGGAUCUUGUGGCCGGACUGCACUGGUUGCGGGAGAACUUGGUCGCAUUCGGGGGUGAUCCGGCAAAGAUUACGCUGAUGGGACAUGGGACGGGUGCGGCCCUCGCCAACAUCCUAGCCGUAUCGCCCGUGGCAGGAGAUCUGAUCCAUCGUGUGGUGCUGCUGAGCGGUUCCGCUCUUUCACCGUGGGCCAUCCAGCGGGAUCCACUGUCCGUGAAGCGCAAAGUAGCCCAACAGACCUCAUGCACCGGCGACGUGGUGAACGAAGAUUUGGCCCCCUGUUUGCGGACCAAACCACUAGCGGAGCUUAUGAAUAUAUCGUUGAGUAGUCCUAGAUUUUUGCCAGGAUUUGCACCGUUUGUCGACGGAACCGUCAUAACACCGGCCAAGGCGGCCGUUAUUAAUAAUCUUAAAAUACCGACCGACUCCGCGAUCGCAAGCACUAGCGGCAUCGAGUUCAGCAACUUCCACAAGCAGGACGUCCUGUUCGGGCUGACGACGUACGAGUCCUACCUCGAGCUGACGGCGGCGGAUCUCGAGUUCGGCUUCAACGAAACCAAGCGCGACCGCAUCCUGCGCACCUUCGUACGGAACACCUACCGGUACCAUCUGAACGAGAUCUACUCGGCGCUAAAGAACGAGUACACCAACUGGGAGCGUUCGCCGAGAAGCGCCUACGGAUAUCGGGAUGCGGUGUUGGAGCUGCUGAGCGAUGGACUGACGGCGGCCCCAUUAGUUCAGUUAAGCCAUCUGCACAGCCUGCAGGGUGGACGAUCGUACUUUCUGCACUUUAAGCAUCAGUCUCAUGAGUGGAAAUUUCCCCAGCGAAGUGGGUCGGUUCGAGGUGAGGAUGUGCCUUUUGCAUUAGGAUUCUCACCAUCACCGAUGUUUCCACUCACCCUUACCAGGCUGGACAUGCAGGUCAGCAGUACCGUGAUGCGCUAUUUGUGUAAUUUUGUAAAAACAGGCAAUCCAAACGGGCUACGGUCCGGACCGCGGAUGGAUGUGUUCGUGAAUAGUAACAAUAAGCGUAGCUGGAAUCCGGCAAAGAAACCACACAACGAGACGCUCAUGCGUCAGCUGCUGUCAUCCUUUCGGCAGCAGGAACCGCUUCAACCACGAAACCCACUUCCGGCCAUCGCAGGGCAACCGUUGCUUACACCAGAGCAGGCGUUGAUGCAGCAGCAGCUACAGCAGUACUACCACAAGGAACAAACGAACCGCCAGCAGAAACAUUCGCGCCGGAAGCGGACGAGAUAUUCUAACGAUUUGCAACGGUACAAUUCCGGCGAAACGGGUAGCUAUGGUUCGAGCGAGGAAAGUGCCGGUCUGCCAGGCGGAUCGAAUGGUUCGGGGCGGGACGGUGAGGAGGACGAUGACGAUCGUCAGGAUGGUGAGGAGUCCGGUGGACGGGGCGAGACUGAACCGAGCUAUUACAGUGUGGAUAGUGACUAUGUGUACAGUGGAUUUACGACCAUCAAGUACAAUCUACCAUUCUGGGGACAUUACGACACCACCAAUCAGGUUUUCAUGGAAAUAGGGAGCCAAGUUGUACCGAAGAGUCACUACCGGGGACACAAACUUUCGCUCUGGCUAAGCUUGAUUCCACAGCUACACUCUUCCUUCAACAUACCCGAGCUAUCGAUGAGACAUCAUCACUUCAGUGAAGAAAAUCCAAUGUUUUACGAUGGACUUGUGCGGGAGCAGAUCAUUGAGCCACCGCUAAUGCACUUAGGUUUUGUAACAUCGACCACCUCGAAAAUGCACAAAACGGAAACGAUUGCCUCCACCAUACUGCAGUCCAUUUCGACAGAAUGUCCACCCAACAUCACCUUCAUCCAGACGGCAUCAGCAUCCUGGCCGCUGCACAAUUCCGCGCUUCCCGCCCACCAUGGCGACUCCAAUCGUAGUCUGAUCAAUCGGCUAACGAACAGCUACCAUCGCAGUUACUCCACUGCGCUCGCCAUCACGAUCGGUGUCGGGUGCUUUCUGCUCUUUCUCAACGUACUGAUCUUUGUCGCGAUCUACUAUCAGCGUGAAAAGCGCGAAAGCAACUCCCGCAUGAAGAUCAAUCUGCUCGAACUCGAAUCACGGUUAAACGUGGUCGAAUCAUCGUCCGGUGCUGUUGCUGCAGCUGCGGCUGCUGCUGCCGCUGCCUCGGCUGCGUCUGGCGAUGGGCAACAGCUAAAGGAGGAAACUUCUUUCAGCACUGCUCAACAACAGUCUGCAGACGAUGAGCAAGUGUCUACGAUGAAGGGUGGUGCAUCGGUACGGGUGGCUUCAAACGCUCCGAACACUACUGGUACGAUCGCAAAGGCACCGUCAAGCAGUGGCCCGAACAGCAUACAGACAAUCGAACUAUCGCUGACACCUCACUAUCAUGGUCACGGACAUGCAACUUCUAUGCGACGCAGCAGCACUUCCGCCAUUAAGCACUCGCACAAAUGUGAACUCCAGCAGCAACAUCUGCAGUACCAUCAUCAUCAGUCGUCCUGCAGUAACAAUCGUACGGUUUCACCGAAGAAAGUCUCGAUCGUAUCACCGAACCCAUCGGACGAACAAUCCUCAUCCGGUUCGGCAUCAUCGCUCGGGUCGGAUCAUCCCGCGGUCGCUCCCGCACAACCGCGAGACACUAGAAGCUAUUCCGUCGUCAGUUUGCCGAAGGAACUCUGCAAUCAAUCGACCCAGUACGAUCUGGCCGAAGUGUCACAUCUGCUCGUAACCUCACCACGACCAACGAUGGCCAGUACCGCCACGAUGACCAGAAGGCGAGAUCUACGGGACGACUUCCGUUCCUCCCCAGCCAUCAGUGGCAGUACGCGUUCGUUGGCCACGGCCAAAGACUACAUGCAUCGAGAUGGAACAGAGCUUCUGGUGCAGGGUGGUGGGGCCAGCAUCUUACGACCACCGUCACUGCAUCAACUUCAUCAUCAUCAGCAUCUACAUCAUCUACACCAGCAGCAGCAGCAGCAGCCGCAACAACCCCAGCAGCAACAAACCGAUUCCUCCAGCAACAGUAAAAAGCGUGUACAGAUACAGGAAAUUUCUGUGUAAAAGCGACCGCAACCUUCCCUUUGUUGGGGUGGUGUGUGUAUGUGUAAGGACGGGUGGGAAAUUGGGACGAAUUGGAUCCCAUUUUUAGUUGUUUUGUACACAGCAAGUAAUGAGCAAAAAGUGUUUUGCUUUGUGUCAGUGCUUGUGUCACGUGUGAAGGGACGGCCUGACGGUAAAUUGUACAUAUAACGAAUAACUUACUGAAAGAAAAAAAAAACGUUUUUGUGCUGUAAUAACGAUAAUGAAAAUUGGCUCCUUUAAAGAGACGCGAAAUACACGAACAGACCGAAAAACACGCGCUGCGGGACAUUAUCGAUUACAUGUGUUGACAGGUGCCCAAUUCGUCCACCACGUGACCAGUGUAACGAACGAAUAGUGAUGAAAUAAAGUGAAUACGAUCGAUAUCGAAUGUGAAA
Molecule: messenger RNA, 7950 nt
Organism: Anopheles funestus (African malaria mosquito)
Lineage: Eukaryota; Metazoa; Arthropoda; Insecta; Diptera; Culicidae
Exons: 14
Coding region: 3764-7534 (1256 amino acids)
Biological process (GO): modulation of chemical synaptic transmission; chemical synaptic transmission; neuron cell-cell adhesion
Cellular component (GO): synapse; postsynaptic membrane; cell surface
Molecular function (GO): neurexin family protein binding; signaling receptor activity
Source: RefSeq, a predicted model, not a curated record